AUGUUUAUUUUAUUAACCACCUUUCUGUUUUCCUUUUUUUGUUACAUUUUUGUGUGUACUUCUUUGAUAUUAAUCUCACGCUUGUUGUUACAUGUGUAG
Molecule: messenger RNA, 99 nt
Organism: Phytomonas sp. Hart1
Lineage: Eukaryota; Euglenozoa; Kinetoplastea; Trypanosomatida; Trypanosomatidae
Source: the annotation of a GenBank genome assembly